UCUCUGUUUCUUCUCCCCCUUUCUCUUCCUUUUUUUAUGCCUGACAAUCACCGCAUUUUCUUCUUAUUUUCACUGUAGAUUUAUUCCUUUUAUGAGGUAUUUGCUCUUGCCGACAUGAAACCCACAAAUUUUUCCAUAGAUUAGGUGUACACUCUUACCCUAAGAUUCAGGGAUUUUUUGCCCAAAAAAUGGUUCCUCGUCUGAUUCACUAAGCCCGUACGAACCCUUAUUUCUCAACCUUCAGAUCUUUGUCAACAAUUUCUGACUCUAAAUUUUACUCUCUCGGUUUCGAUUUGAUGGCUGCUUAGUAAGAGGGAAGUAGAAUCAGUAUUCAAAAUCGGAGGAAUAGAAAAGGGCGCUUGAGGUUAGAGGCUUUAUAGGAUAUACAUCUUAUUUCAAUUUCUCAUGGGUGAAAAGAAAAAUAGAGGUGUUUCUUGCCUUUUGGUGUAUUCCUCUAUGCUUUGUUUGGAAAGUGGAAAAUCCUCGCAAGUGGUUUGGUGCCUUUUGUUCCCUUGCAUCCUGCUUUGGUCCGAAAAUAGAAAAGGUUUUGCAGUAAAAUUUCUGUUCAUUCCAGAAAUUAGGUUUCCUUGCCAUGGCUUCCAGCAGCGACGAUGAAUGCAUGACCCCUGAGCAUCUACUCGACCAUCCUGAAAUGAAAGGCAUGAUCCCUGAGCAUCCUGGAAUCGAGUCGGAGUUUCUCUCGCAUGUCAGAAGCCAAGAGAUCUGCUCCCAAGAGAGGAGCAGCAGCGACAAAGAGAGCCUCGCCUUGGAGAGCAUCGGCAGCUCCGACAAGGAGGGCAGCGGCGGCAGCAGUCAAGAGGGCGGCAGCAGCAGCCAAGAGGGAAGCGGCGGCAGCAGCCAAGAGGGCGAGGGCAGCGACAGCAAGUUGGAGAAUGUCCGGAAGAAGCGAGAGUUAGAGAAGCUGCCUGAAAUUGCUGAGGAGGCAGUGGAGGAGGAAGAGGAGUAUCGGAAGGCAAAAGUGUGGAAGGAAUGGUGGGAUCGUAGAAAGAAGGAAGCGAAGGAGUUUGACUUGGAGGACUGGAAGGAGAGGAAUGGGGACCUCAGCCAUAAAUCAAGGGAGCAAAUUCGGGGGGAACUUCAGGAGUAUUGCAAGUCAGUGCCCUCUUUUCCAUCUAACCUUGGUGCAAUUGGUGGACUUGACGAUGUUGUCAAGUCUUUCUUCGUCCACGAUGUAGAUCCCAAGUUAUGGGAAAAAUACGUGGCAGAGUGUCGAGAAAGUGAGGGAUUUGAUGUGGUUACAUAUCCAGGUCCUUCUCCGUACCUUCUCGUUAGGCCAAUUACCUCUUAUGUGGAUUACCCUGAACUGCAUCAAGAGCUCAUCGAGUUUGCUACUAGGGCCCUGGAGGAGAAGCAACCAGGAUACCAGUUUUUGCAUAUUGAGCGGGUAACUGGAUAUGCGUGUUCUGGUUACAUGUACAAUAUAACUUUUCGAGCUCAGAGUGCUGAUGAUCCUGAUGGAAAAAGCUUCCAAGCCAAGGUUUACGCUGGAAUAAAUAAGGUGGAGGUUAUUUUCUGCCGUCCAAAAGUUAAAACUUAGUUUUUGACUGGUUUGAACAUGAAUAAAUUUUAACAUGGUUACAUGUUUUAGGUAUUAGACGUGCUAAUUCUUUAAGUUAGCUCUCAGCGUUCUUGACGCUUGACUUGUAUCAUCCGAUAUUGCUUUUUAUGAUUGCUACAAUCUCCAAUAUAAUACAUUGUCAGGAGCUAUGCAGCUUUAUUUUCACUUGAGUAACUUUCAUUCUGUUGGAGCUCUUAAUUAGUAGUGAGGAGUGGAGUGGCAUCCUUCAUGACUCAUUCUUCCAGGAGCAUUGUACUUGGUAAUAAUUAUUGGUUUUGGCAACGUUGGGUCACAGGGUGUAGAUUUUAUAUGAUUGGCUUUGCUUAAUGAAUAAAUUUGAUUUCUGGAUA
This is a messenger RNA of Coffea eugenioides, 1929 nucleotides long. RefSeq lists its product as uncharacterized. The record is from RefSeq and is a predicted model, not a curated record. NCBI's taxonomy places the organism in Eukaryota, Viridiplantae, Streptophyta, Magnoliopsida, Gentianales, Rubiaceae. The transcript is spliced from 6 exons. The coding region runs from base 593 to 1558 and encodes 321 amino acids.